Camellia sinensis is the source of this 1959-nucleotide messenger RNA. RefSeq names its product laccase-7-like. The record is from RefSeq and is a predicted model, not a curated record. Gene Ontology annotation, cellular component: apoplast. Gene Ontology annotation, biological process: lignin catabolic process. NCBI's taxonomy places the organism in Eukaryota, Viridiplantae, Streptophyta, Magnoliopsida, Ericales, Theaceae. Gene Ontology annotation, molecular function: copper ion binding; hydroquinone:oxygen oxidoreductase activity.
CUUUAUAUGAAAUACACAUAAAGCCACGUCCUAAGAAGAUAUAUCUUGAGCACUUCUAGAUAGAAAGAGAGAUAGAGAGCUCGUUCCGAUCUUUGUUUCUUUGUUUUUCCAUGUAUUGUUUUGGUUUGGCAAUGGCACGUCCUGUGUUCUUGCUAACAUGCGCUUUAGCUCUUCUAGCUUCUUCACUAGUCUCUGCUGAAAUUGUGGAGCAUUCUUUCGAAGUGAAAAAUUUGACUGUCCAUCCAUUAUGCCAAAAGCAAGUAAUCACUGCAGUGAAUGGAAGCCUUCCUGGCCCAACAAUACGAGUUCACGAGGGUGACACCCUUGUUGUUCAUGUUUUUAAUAAGUCUCCUUACAACCUUACCAUUCACUGGCAUGGAAUAUUUCAGCUAAUGAGUGCUUGGGCAGAUGGACCUGAAUAUGCAACUCAAUGUCCGAUACGUCCUGGUAGUAGCUACACUUACAAAUUCAACAUCACUGGACAAGAAGGGACACUCUGGUGGCACGCACACAGUCAAUGGCUCCGCGCAACCGUUUAUGGAGCAUUAAUUAUCCGCCCAAGAGCUGGUCACUCAUACCCAUUUCCAAAACCCUACAGAGAAUUCCCCAUUCUUUUAGGAGAGUGGUGGAAUGCAAAUGUAAUUGAUGUCGAAAAGGAAGGACUUGUAAGUGGAGGUGCACCUAACAGUUCUGAUGCUUUCACCAUCAAUGGUCGACCUGGUGAUCUCUAUCUAUGUUCUUCAAAUCACACACAUAAAUUGACGGUGGUACAAGGAAAAACAUAUCUCAUACGCAUCAUCAAUGCAGCAAUGAAUAACCAAUUCUUCUUCAAAAUAGCCAACCAUAACUUGACAGUUGUUGCUGUUGAUGCCACUUACAUUACUCCGAUGGUCACUGACUUCAUUCUCAUUGCUGCUGGCCAAACCACGGACGUACUUUUCACUGCCAACCAACCACCGGCCUCUUACUAUAUGGUGGCACAUCCAUAUGUUAGCUCACAAAAUAUAACUGACAGUUCCACAUCUACCACAGGGAUCAUUGUCUAUAAGAAUGCUCUAUCAUUGACUCCACAAAUGCCGGUCCUACCAGCCUUCAAUGACACACCAACGGCCUACAAGUUCUCUACUAGCCUGACUGCGCUUGUCAAUGCGCCUCAUUGGGUUCCAGUCCCACUCAAAGUCAAUGAACACAUGUUUGUGACAAUAAGCUUGGGCUUAAUACCAUGUGAAAGAAAUGACAAUUGUACAGGGCUAUUUGACCAAAGAUUCGCUGCGAGCAUGAACAAUGCAUCCUUUCAGUUUCCUACCAAGUUGUCGAUGUUGCAAGCCUUCUUCAACAAUGUUGAUGGAAUCUACACCACCGAUUUCCCUGAUCAACCACCAUUGGUUUUUAACUACACAAACUCAAACAACAGCCAAAACAGAGCAAUCAUAAUGACAUCAAAGUCAACUAAAGUGAAGAAACUUAAGUUCAAUUCAAUUGUUGAGAUGGUGUUGCAGAACACAGCCUUGUUGGGUAUAGAGAUGCAUCCUAUGCACUUACAUGGAUUCAACUUCCAUGUGUUGGCUCAAGGGUUUGGCAAUUAUGACCCAAUAAACGAUCCUAAAAAGUUUAAUCUCAUUAAUCCACAAGUACGUAACACCAUUGGCGUGCCGACUGGAGGGUGGGUUGUCAUCAGAUUUCAGGCAAACAAUCCCGGUAUAUGGUUAAUGCAUUGUCACAUGGAUUUACACUUGCCAUGGGGUCUGUCGAUGGCUUUUGAGGUUGAGAAUGGGCCAACACCAUCAACUACAUUACCUCCCCCUCCACCAGAUCUACCCCAAUGUUAAGAGUUGUUUUACGUUAUUCUUUUUUUAUAAUAAUUUUUGUAUGAUUCUUUCAUUUUUAUUUUAUUUUGUGUUUCAAUAUAUUCAUUACAACAACCAUGUAAUAAAGUUUGUCAAUAACUUAUUCUUUCAA